AUCAUGAGUACUGCACGAGCGAUAAGGACACAGCAGAAAUUAUAUCGUGAUCAUACAUGGUAUCCUUUGAUGCCGGUUGUUAGACAUCGAGUAAAGAGAAGAAUUUAAGAAAGAUUUUUUCGUUUUUACAGUAUAACCGAUUUAGUUGAAAUUUAUUCUGUGUCCUCACUAAGGAUACUUCAUAGAAAAUGUCAUCCACACUCAGCAGAUCUACUAGACUGAUAAAGAACGAAAUCAAGAGCCAUUUGAAGAUAAAGAAACGUUCAUUUAGUAGCAAAGAAAUCAUACAGAGGGAAAAACAGUAUUGCGCGCAAAAUUAUCAUCCUUUGCCUGUUGUAUUAGCGAGAGGACAAGGGGUUUAUGUCUGGGAUGUCGAAGGAAACAAAUACCUCGAUUUCCUUAGUGGAUAUUCAGCGAACAACUUUGGCCACUGCCAUCCAAAGAUUGUUGAAACGCUAAUUAGUCAGGCCAACACUUUACAUCACACGUCAAGGGCAUUUUAUAACAAUAUACUCAGUGAUUUUGCCAAGAAAAUUACCGAAUAUUUCGGCUAUGACAGAUUCUUACCGAUGAACACAGGUGUGGAAGCUUGUGAAACAGCCGUAAAAAUGUCUAGAAAAUGGGGAUAUAUGCAGAAGAAAAUUCCGAAGAACGAGGCCAAAAUGUUAUUCGCCACUAAUAAUUUUUGGGGACGCUCUAUAGCUGCUUGCUCGUCAUCUACGGACCCUACAUGUUUCGAGGGCUACGGUCCUUUCCUGCCCGGAUUUCAAUGCAUCCCCUACGAUGAUUUAACUGCCCUAGAUAUUGCAGCGCAGGAUCCUCUCGUAUGCGGUUUUAUGGUGGAACCUAUUCAGGGUGAAAGUGGUAUUAAUGUACCUUCUGAUGGAUAUCUUAAGGGUGUAAGAGCGAUAUGUAGCAAAUAUAACAUUCUGUGGACGGCAGACGAAGUUCAAACAGGGAUGGGAAGGACUGGGAAACGACUCGCUGUUGAUUAUGAGGAUGUCAUGCCGGACAUUUUAGUAUUAGGGAAAUCGUUAGGAGGGGGUGUUUAUCCAGUAUCUGGAUGUUUAGCCAACGAUAAUGUGAUGUCUGUUAUCAAACCAGGCACACAUGGCUCAACCUUUGGAGGAAAUCCUUUAGCUUCUAAGCUUGGUAUGACGACUCUCGAUAUACUACAAGAUGAGAACUUGGCAGAAAACUCGUUUAAGAUGGGAGAAAUCUUCAGAAAAGAACUUGAGGAUAAAAUCAACAAGAAAAUUGCCAUCACAGUCAGGGGUAAAGGUUUAUUCAACGCCAUUGUCAUCAACAGAAAUUACGCCAAAGCAUGGGAUAUAUGCUUAAAAAUGAAGGAAAGAGGUCUUCUUUGCAAGCAGACACAUGACGAUAUUAUAAGAUUUGUUCCACCUCUUGUAAUCAAUGAAGAACAAAUUCUUGAAUCAACUGAUAUUAUAAUAAAUGUUAUUAACGGUUUGAAAUAAAAAAUAUCGUAAUAAUUUA
Coccinella septempunctata (seven-spotted ladybird) is the source of this 1497-nucleotide messenger RNA. RefSeq names its product ornithine aminotransferase, mitochondrial (gene Oat). The coding region runs from base 189 to 1478 and encodes 429 amino acids. The transcript has 7 exons. Lineage: Eukaryota; Metazoa; Arthropoda; Insecta; Coleoptera; Coccinellidae. The record is from RefSeq and is a predicted model, not a curated record. Gene Ontology annotation, cellular component: cytoplasm. Gene Ontology annotation, molecular function: L-ornithine transaminase activity; identical protein binding; pyridoxal phosphate binding.